GAAGAAUCAAGGAAAAGAAAGAAAAAUAAUUUUCAGCAAAAAUUUUUCAUACUCCCGAUACAAAAGCACAGAAAAAAGUGUAUAAUAUUGCUUAAAAAUUGUAAGAAAUAAUAAAAUUGUUUAUAAACAUGAAAUAUGGAUAGUAAUAAAGAAAUUGUUGAGAAAAUAGUGACCCCAGAGCUAUAUUUUUUAAUUUCCAAGUUCUUGUCUGCGGGUCCUCUCAAAGAAACUGCAAAGGUAUUAAUAAAGGAACUUGAAAGUAAAAAGGUUUUGCCUAAACGUACAGACUGGUUGGGAAAUGAACAUGAUCAAUCCUUGGCUGAAUUGGAAAGAAAAUAUGCCCACAUUGGGUCAAAUCAUUUAUUGGAAAUAUGUUGUCGAAUUGGACCAAUCUUAGACAAUGAACUGAGUCCAAGUGUUCCUGGACUUAUAUCAUUGUUGGGUUCUGGACGUCAGAGCCUUUUGCGGACCAAAGACAGUAUAUACAAAUCCAGAUCAUUACUGGAUUAUUGUACUCGUUUACAUGGAGUAUCACUGCCGGAUUCUGCAGUCACAAAGCCCGUACAUAACUUUCAGAAAGUUUUAAUUGGACGCGAGUAUGGAGGACCUGUUCGUCGAAAACUCUUAGUGCCUACAAGUCUCUAUGGGAAGACGAAAUUACUGCGUCGCACUGUGGGUCAUUUAUCAUCAGUUUAUUGCGUUCUGUUCGAUCGUACAGGGCAUUAUAUUAUAACAGGAGCUGAUGAUCUUCUCAUAAAAAUAUGGUCCGCUAUGGACGGUCGCUUACUGGCUACUCUUCGUGGUGCGUCUGCUGAAAUAACUGAUAUUGCUAUUAAUUUGGAUAAUACUAUGUUGGCAGCAGGGUCUGUAGAUAGAAUUUUGCGCGUAUGGGACUUACAAACCACAUCUCCAAUAGCUGUCUUAGCAGCUCAUACUGGCAUGAUAACCUCAGUAAAUUUUUGCCCUUCGCCAAGAAAUGAUUUAAAAUAUUUAGUUACAACUAGCAACGAUGGAUCCAUUGCAUUUUGGCAAUAUUCAACGCCAAGAGGGCAAAAGAUUACAUUUGCACCAAAGCCAAUACAAUAUCAUGAGAAACUAAGGCCGGGUCAGGCUCAAAUGAUGUGUACAUCGUUUUCACCAGGUGGGAUAUUUUUGGCAGCAGGUUCAGCUGAUCAUCACAUUCGUGUUUAUUUAAUGUCUGAAGAUGGUCCUAAGCGUAUUUUGGAGACCGAAGCAUACACAGACGCCGUAGACUCUGUGCAGUGGUCUCAUAGAGGUUUGCGAUUCAUAUCUGGCAGCAAAGACGGAACUGCUCAUAUCUGGACAUUUGAAUCGCAGCAAUGGAAAAGCGUAAAAUUAUGCAUGACCGAAAGACUGCCAAGUUGUCCAGAACCAGAGGAAGGCAAAAAAUUGAAAGUUACGAUGGUUGCCUGGGAUUGUUCGGAUAAAUACGUUAUUACUGCAGCUAACGAUUUUACGAUUAAAAUCUGGAAUGCUAAAAGCGCAAAAUUACAUUGUGUUCUACGUGGUCAUAAAGAUGAGCUUUUCGUUUUGGAAUCAAAUCCUAAAAACGAGCACAUUUUGCUGUCAGCGGGGCACGAUGGCCAAGUUUUUCUAUGGGAUAUUGAAAAGGGGGAAUCAGUUGCUCAUUUCGUAAACAAUAUCGAUGGACAAGGACACGGUGGAGUAUUUGAUGCAAAGUGGUCACCGGACGGCACUAUGAUUGCUGCCACAGAUUCUCAUGGUCAUAUAUUGAUCUUUGGCCUUGGUGUAACAACUGAUAGAUAUAAAAUUCUUCCGAAUGAAUUAUUCUUCCACACAGAUUACAGGCCAUUGUUGAGAGACGCAUCUCAUCAUGUUAUUGAUGAACAAACACAAGUUAUGCCACAUUUGAUGCCACCGCCGUUUUUGGUCGAUUCCGAUGGUAAUCCUCACCCACCCAGAUUUCAACGUUAUGUUCCAGGAAGAGAAAAUUGUUCUACAGAACAAUUAAUACCGAAUCUCACAAUGGCGGUUGAAGGUGUGGUUGUAGAGGACAACAAUUAUUCAAAUAUAGAUCGGUUAAUAGCAGCUUUGGCCAACAGACAAGGAGGUGUUGGAGGGGGUAAUCAAAAUAGUCCUCCAACAGGUAGAGCGAAUCAUUCGCAGCUGGAUCGUAUGAUUGAAGCCUUAGCGAACCGGCAAGGUCACGAUCAAGCACCAGACUCAAAUAAUCGUCCUUCUGGCAGUCGCAAUUCAAACAACGGAAAUGUGCUUGGGAAUGGCCCAAGCACAUCUCGAAACAUUUCAUUGGAUAGAAGAUUGUCGGAACAAUCUAAUCAGCAGGCUCGCCAAGGUACAACAUGGGGAAGACAACCUGCAGAACAGGAUCAAUCAUCCCCGGCAAGUCAACUGAAAUACGUGCGCCGUAUUUAUGUUCGACCUAUGAAGUAUUCUCAGCUGCAAACUCUCAAAACAUCGGUUUACACAGCAGGACAAUAUGAAAUGCAAGACUAUAGACGUGAAAUGCGACGACGUCCAAUUAUGAUAAGUACUGCCAGCAUUGUAACAUCUCAAUCUGGAUCGGGGAGGAAUAGAAAUAUUCGUGCAAAUGGUACAGGUCGUGUGGGGAGAAGACGCGGUGGGCGUCCAGCCGGUCAACAACAGCAGCAACCGGCAUACCGCACUCGAGCAGUACGUGAUCAAGAAGAAAUUGAAGAGCCGCCAGCACCAGACGUAUUAGAAGAGGAUGAAGAAAGUAGCAAUUCUUCUGGAGACACUAGUUACUCAAAUGUAGAAGAAAAUCUUGAAGAAUCUUCCGACGACUCGGAUACCGACUCAUCCGAUUACUCUGAUUGGGUUGCUGAUACACCAGGACCAAAUUUGGAACCCCCUAAGCGUUCCAAACGAAAGCCUUUGUCUCGUCGACGUACUGUCAGUGAUGACAGCAGUGACGAUACAACGGAACAUCCUACAACGUCUGCUAAAUCUGGAAGAAAGGCCAAAAAAAUUCUGAUACCACCAACUGCACCAAAUGGUGAAAUUCCAGAAGUUUAUCGUCCAGCCGAAUGGCUUUCGGAAGUUAUCCCACGGAAGGCUCCAUACUAUCCACAAAUGGGUGACGAAGUAGUGUACUUUAGACAGGGCCACCAUCGAUACAUUGAAGCCGUUCGUUUGAAAAAAGUAUACAAAGUGUCACACAGUUCCGAACCGUGGAAUUUUCGCACUUUAAGGGAUCGUGAGCUCGUACGUGUCAUAGGUAUAAAAUAUGAAAUUCGGCCUCCAAGGUUGUGUUGUCUUAAGUUAGCGAUCAUCGAUGAGGAUGGUAAUAUGACGGGUACUACUUUUAAAAUCAAAUACCACGACAUGCCGGAUGUGUUAGAUUUUUUGGUUCUCAGGCAAACAUAUGAUUUAGCAGUUCAACGAAACUGGUCAAUUGGAGACCGUUUCCGUUGUAUGAUUGGUGACGGUUGGUGGAUGGGGCAGAUCGAAUCCCGACAUGCUUUAUCCGCAGAAUUUCCCGACUCCCCAUUUAUGUGUUUUCGUGUCCGUUGGGAUAACGGUGAGUAUGAAUAUAUGAGUCCAUGGGACAUGGAACCCAUAGACGAAAAUCGCUUGCCAGACGAAGUUGGAGGUGCUGUACCCGUUUUACAAGAAGAGAUUCGUGCCACGUUGUACCAACCAAAAUCUGAGGAAUGGCACCGUGGUGACCGAGAUGGUUCAUGUCGUCGAAUAAUUAAUGGAUUCGAACAGGUUAUGCGUUUGUCAAUAGCUGAACAUUUCUUAGCACCUGUAGAUUUGAAUAUUUAUCCGGACUAUGCGUAUUUAAUUGAAUAUCCCAUUGAUUUAACAACAAUCAAAUCAAGAUUCGAAAACCAUUUCUACCGCCGAAUCACCUCCGCCCAAUUCGAUGUACGUUAUUUAGCUACAAAUGCCGAAAAAUACAAUAGAAGACACACGAAUAUUGUAAAACAUGCUCGUAUAAUAACAGAUCUGUGUUUACGUAUUAUAAGAGAACAAAAUGAUAUUGAUGUGGCUGCAGUUUAUCAUCAACUAGUGGAUGUUUAUCAUUCAUCCGAAUCGGAAAAUGAUAAUGAAUCGGAUGUUGUUCCCUCGACAAGUACAGGACCAUCAACAUCAGCUGCAGCAGCAAGAGCCAGACAAAGCAUGACCUCGACAAGAAGAUCUAAUAGAAACCGUUCCGAAAGCGAUUGGCGUCUCGAAUGUCGGCAGUUGUUGGAAUUAAUGUGGUCACGGCCAGACUCAUUACCAUUCCGUGAACCAGUGGAUACAAUAGAAUUUCCGGAUUAUCUAGAAAUUAUUGCAACUCCUAUGGACCUUCGGACGGUUAAAGAAGAUCUAUUAGGUGGAAAUUACGAAGACCCAUUAGAUUUUGCAAAAGAUGUUCGUUUGAUUUUUCAAAAUUCUAAAAAUUAUAACACCAAUAAACGCUCACGAAUAUAUUCUAUGACUUUACGAUUAAGUGCUCUAUUCGAGUCGCAAAUAAAGACGGUUAUUAGCAAUUGGAAGUCGGCUAGAAGACGGGCUAAUAAGAAUAAAUCUCGUGGAUCUAGUAGCAGUCCUAAUAAACGAACGCCUUCUGAACGUACACGUUCCACAGGACGCAGGAGCAAUUUGGUAAGAAAUACAAGGCGAAUACGUAGUUCUGAAGAGUCUUCACAUAACGAUGAAGAGGAUGAUGAUGACGACGAAGACAAUGAGCAACCACGUGGAAGUCAGCGAAGGGGACGCAUUGGCCAAGCUCGUAAUGGGAAUGGCGCAGCAACCGCAAGCACUUCCAGUUCGAAUCGUGUCACUUCUUCAUCAUCCCAUAGACGAGCAAAUGUGUUGGAUGAUCCGCAGCCGGGAACAUCACGCGCAUCCAGGCGCAAAAAUCCAAGUCAAGAGUUGGAUGGCGAUGAUAGUGCCGAAGAUGAUGCAGAAGUCACAGGUUCAAGUACUGACUCGGAUGAGGAUGAUGAUACUUCAAGUGCAGACUCAAUUAGUGACAACAGUGCCAGUGAAAAUUCCGAAGAGAGUUACAGCCCAGAGAAAGAUCGAAAGCAGAGAGGACGUAAAAGACAUCACCAUAAGUCUGGACGUAAAAGCAAUCACUCAGGAGGAUCCAAACGUAGGAGACGUAAUAUCGAAGACGACACAGAUGAAGACUUUGACGUCGGUAGACAUAAGAAACAUAAAAAGUCUGGCCGAAAAGGUCGAAAACCCAAAAAUGGCGCACGUAGAGGUGGUGGCGUUGUUUCUCAAAUUGAUGAAAGCACACAGGAUACUCUUUCAAAUACACCUAAGAAAAAAGGAAGACCACCGAAAACGCCACGCAAUGAUGAUGGUCCAACAACAAGUACUGCCUUAAUGCUGCAAAGUCCUUCGCGAAAUACUAGAAACCAAAUAGUUUCCCAAACUAAUAACCCAAUUGGUGUUGGAGUUGGAAGACGUGCAACUGAAAACGACCACAGUUAUCACCUACCGGUGCGCAAUGGUCGCAUUAUUGAAUCUGAUACAGAUUCAAGGGAAGUUGCAGCCAGACCCACUAGAGCUAGUGUUAAGCGAGCCAUUAUGGAGUGGGCUCGUGGCAGUGACAUAGAAGACGGCGAGGGAACUGAAGAAGCCGAAGAAAUUUUGCCAACGCCUACUCCCACUAAAUCCAAUGGAACUGCUAACGGCCCCUCAUCCAGUCGCACCGCUGUUGCCUCAAUGAGUGUCGUUAGGCAAUUGCGAACCAAUCGCAAUACAGUUGUGGAGACACAAAAUGACUCCGAUAAUGACAAUGAUAGCGACGAUGAACCUCUCGCUUCAAGUCAAGGAUCUCAACAUAGACAUCCACAGAAUAUUGGCAAAACAUCAUUACCUCAUCCAACGCACCUACAGCGAAACGAAUCAUCACAAAAUGGAAAAUUAAGUGGCAGUAGUUCAUCAUUACUACAUAUGACACGUUCUCAUGCCACAUCAACAACAUCGAAUAUAGCUACCUCCUCUUCUGCGGCACCGCCGACUGUUCAUGAUCACAAUUAUAUAGGGGAUCCAGGGCCCUCGACCUCCUCUGCAGCUAACAGAAACUCAAAAAGACAUCCGCACAAUUUCGAUGAAUCAGAUAGAAGUCUUCAGGGUGCGGAAAGUGGUAUGUUAUCGUCUGCCCAAACACGUCUGAGACGUGGCCUACCUUCAUCUACAACGGUUGGCCCUGCGUCAUCGUUUCAAAGGGAUAUCACGCUUCAAGCUACAGUACCCGUCAGAAGAGGUCGGUCGCGUUUUAGUCAAGAAAAUUCUCAAACAGAAGCCUCAGCAGACGAGAAUGGACCCGAAGGCAAUAUUGAGGACGACGACGAUGACAACGAGGAAGGUGUUUCGGAUAUGGGUACAGGUGGUUCCACUGACUCCUCUGCCACAGAUGAUGCCUCUGAUUCAGAUGACAAUCAGCCAUUAACUUCGUAUGUACCUAAAGCGAAACGUGGUAGGAGACCUGGAAACAAACGUCGACUUUCAGAUGACUCUUUCGUCGCUGAUGAAGAGGAUGACUACAAUAAAGGACGUCAUGGAGGUCGUAAACGUGAUUCUGGCGGAGUAGGAGGUCGAAUUAGCAGUCGGCGUAAUCAAAGAGGUUCUCGGAAUCAGAAACGUCCACGCUACAAUGAACUAAGUGAUGAUGAUGAAAACUCCACCGCUGCGAAUAGCCGAGGUAGAAAACUGCGCAAUGAAUCGAUUUCUGUUGUUGGUAGUUCAGCACUUAACCAAGAUGAACAAGAGGCAAGUACAAUGGACAGCGAUGACGAUCAGUUAGUUAGUGUCAGCAGUAGAGGUCGCGUUCGAAAAAUUACUGCCAAAGCGAGAGGGAUUUUUAAGGAGUAACUUUUUUGAGACAUUUAUCUACUCCUGCGACUGUAUCCAAAACAUAUACAUACAUGCAUACAUAUAUUUUUUAUUAAUACCGAUUCACAGAAUUCAUUCACUUUUUAUUUAGUUUUUAUGUUUAAAAUUUUUAGAAAUAUUCAUUACCAUUUAGAAAUCCCUCUAAAUCAUUAUUUUCCAUUUAAUAUAAGAUUCACUAUUAAAGUACAUACCUAUAUAUUUUUGAUUUGUUUGUAGCGUAUUUGUAAAAUAUUUAGAAAUUGCUUUUUUAUUAUUUACUUCUUUUCCCCUAUUAACUUACGCCUCGGUGUAUUUCAAUUAAAUAAAUAAAUUUAAAAACAAACAUUUAGUUCGUCAGUAAAUAACAUCGUAA
Lucilia sericata (common green bottle fly) is the source of this 7216-nucleotide messenger RNA. RefSeq names its product bromodomain and WD repeat-containing protein 3 (gene BRWD3). Gene Ontology annotation, molecular function: protein binding. The record is from RefSeq and is a predicted model, not a curated record. Bases 136 to 6843 code for a protein of 2235 amino acids. Gene Ontology annotation, biological process: cytoskeleton organization; regulation of cell shape; regulation of transcription by RNA polymerase II. Gene Ontology annotation, cellular component: nucleus. The transcript is spliced from 15 exons. Lineage: Eukaryota; Metazoa; Arthropoda; Insecta; Diptera; Calliphoridae.